AUGGUCGAUACCGGAUUGAUUGAUAUACCAGGUGCACGAAAACAAGUGAAACACCCUUCACUAGCAGCUUAUAGACAGGGCACUGAUCAUUUGAUAUUCAGUUUUGACAUAAGCCCUGCAGUGCUGAUCAACGGUACAGCUACUGAAGGUCUAAUGAUAUUAGGCGUAGACACUGGUCGAAGUAAAUGUAAUGACACAUUUGUUUAUAUAACGGAUCAAGCUAUAGACGGAAUAAUAGUAUUUUCAUUAGAAGACACUGCCUUCACACGGCUCAAUGUUACCGAUUUAAAUCACUUCCCAACGGAUUCGCCGCACUUUGAGUUCCCGCGAGUGCCAAUAAAUUUUAUAAAAUACACAUUAACAUCGAAUUUAACGACUGGAAGAGAACGUUUGAAGUCAUUUACUGAUAUCAUGAUGUCUACUCGUGGAUCUGAGGCUGCGAACUUAUGGGAAAGCGAACUGGAAAAUCUUGAUAUCGAUCUUCUUGAGAAACGAAAGUUUUUGUUCUCUCUCAGCAUUAAUACCAAUAACCUAGUAUUUGUUAACAAAGCGAGAAACGGUGUGCUAAGCUGGAAUCUGGAGACUGAAAUGAUACCUGAGAACGUCUGUGAUGUAGCAAAGCUAAAUUCCACUUCGUCACUUUACAUAUCUGAUGUCCUAGUCGUUGGAAAUACAAUGAAAAUUUUGCUUAACAGAAAGUUAAACUCAUUACCUUCUCAGAAUCUCGGCAAAUGGAACCAUUUUAUGUACACGAUGAAUUUUGAUAGUGCGAUUAAAGAUACAGCGUGCUUCCUGAAUAAGGACUAUAUUAAUUUAUAUCAUGGAUACUAUACGUAGUAAGAA
Molecule: messenger RNA, 843 nt
Organism: Bombyx mandarina (wild silkworm)
Lineage: Eukaryota; Metazoa; Arthropoda; Insecta; Lepidoptera; Bombycidae
Product: L-dopachrome tautomerase yellow-f-like
Cellular component (GO): extracellular region
Source: RefSeq, a predicted model, not a curated record